GAGUUCUCUCACACGCUCUCUUUUCCCACCUCCCCCUUCCCGCGCGACGAAGUUUGCACCACAGAGAGCUCGAAAGGGCGGGAAAGUAACUUCUAAGGGAGCCUGAAGGGGUCCAAAAUAAAGGUGUUUGGAGAGUGCUGUGUGAUCCUUUGAUGACUAUUUCUAAGGAGGCUCAAAGCUUUGUUCUAGUGGCGAAAAGACAACCACAGAAUGAGGAAGGCAGUCUCAACCUUGCGGGAUUUCUCUGAUCAUGAUAUGGUACAGUUCUUCAUAAGACGUCAGAUCAUCGCUAGAACACUAGCAGGGGUUUUCUCCCUGAUUAUCUUUGCCUCCUUGGUGACUGAAGGGUACCAGAAUCUGACAACCUCCUCCCAACUGUAUUGUGUUCUGAAUGAUAAUGGGACAGCCUGCUGCUAUGGCAUCACAGUGGGUGUACUCGCCUUUCUCCAGUGCCUGCUUUUUUUAGGCUUUGAUAUCUACGACACUUCCAUUACUAGUCACAGGCUCAAGUAUGCCAUCCUUAUAUUGGAUGUCACCUUCUCCAUUAUCUGGACAUGCCUGUGGUUUGUUGGCUUCUGUUUCCUAGCCAAUCAAUGGAAUCGGUCAACUCACACCUACUUGCUUGGAACUAGUGCAGCACAGGCCAGCAUCACCUUUGCCUUCCUCUCCAUUCCAUGCUGGGUAUACCUGGCCUACCUGGCUCUGAAAAAUCUCUGGGCUGAGCCACCUGUUCCUUACAAGCGGACCUUGGAUGAAGGAUCUGUUGCCUUGACCACCCUUUCCUCUUCCACCACCACUGCCAUUCCUAACAAUAUGGGGUACCCUGACAAUGUGGGUCCAAACCCCUACCCAUCCACUCCUGUACCCAAUCGACUAACAUUAAUGAAUGCUGAUGACUAGGCAAUCAUUUAUUCCUGCCAUAAAUAAAGAAGAGGGGGAGAGGGAGAGAGAGAGAGUCUGUUGCCAAACCAGAACACUUAUUUUAUAUAUGUUUGCCUUUGCUAAGAGCAGAGCAACACAAAAGUCGGACCACACACAAACACACACACACACACACACACACACGGUGCCCAGAACCAUUAUGUCCUGGAGGGAGGAGGACCCAGCCUACCUGUUAAAAAGAGAAUGGAGUAGCUUUACAAAAGCAAAGGAAAGGUGCUCCCUAUUUCCUGCUUUGCUUGCUUGCUCAGGUUCUGCACCAUAUUCUGGUGCUUGCCCCAGCCCUUUAGAGCCAGAACAAGCAGGCAGCACAGCCCCACAUUGCUGCUUCAAGCUGGAGAAAUGCAGUACUGUGACAGCUACAUAUAAGGUCUCAGCCUUAAAAGGUCAGCAACCUUAUGACCAGAGAAGACACACACACAUACAUCUGCCUUAGCACUUUGUUGUGUUCCCAGCUAGUGACAGCACUGUGUGGCUAUUUUAGCUGUCAAGCCCAAUUUUAAGGGGCCAAGAUAAGCAUAUGUGCAAGUGCUGGGAGAGGCAUUUGCCCUCUGUCACUCAGUUGCUUGCUUGGCUUCUUAUCCCAAUCUAGAGGCAAAAUGGUUUCUCCAUGCAAUUUCUGUGGUUUUUCAUGACUACUAAAAGCAUGAGAAACUAUUGACUGCUGCUGGGACAACAUCAUAUUAUGUGUAAAUAAAUCAAAACCAUACCCUAUCCAUGCACCCCCCUAGACCACACAUUAGUUAACCAAAACCUUGGAGACUUAAUAAAACCAGCACCCCAACUUUACUUCUCUCCAAAAGAAGUUUUCUGCCUUCAUAGUUUAAGAGAAAAGCUGGGGGGGGGGGGGCGACAAUACCACUUUGAGUGCCAAACUCACACACCCAAACCAACAGACAAAAUUCUGCAUAUGGAUGCAGCCUUCUGCACACACUGCAAGUACAGAUUUGCAUGUGGAUGCACAUCUCCAUCCACAUUGCAAUCUAAGCCCUAUUGAACUGGCUGAAUGUAUCUUUUGACUAAUGGAAAUGCACAUCUGCAGCCACCAGUAGUUACACCAGGACAAUAGCUGGACUGGGGCCAGGAAACAAAUGAUUACUUUUCUGAAAAAAAGAAAAAUAAAUGCCAGUUUGUCAGCCUU
Molecule: messenger RNA, 2080 nt
Organism: Hemicordylus capensis (graceful crag lizard)
Lineage: Eukaryota; Metazoa; Chordata; Lepidosauria; Squamata; Cordylidae
Gene: SYNGR4
Product: synaptogyrin 4
Exons: 5
Coding region: 211-900 (229 amino acids)
Cellular component (GO): neuromuscular junction; synaptic vesicle membrane
Source: RefSeq, a predicted model, not a curated record